CCGACAGGUUCAUUCUCUUUGUUACGGAAACUUUUCAAAAGUGUCAGGACACCAUUAUUAUAAUGUUUCUCUUGUGAAACUCUUCAGAAAAUGUUUGAGAUGUUUAUUUUCUGUUUGUGCUUGUGGUGUUGGGCUGGUGUGUUUGGUGCAGAUACAGAUGUAAUGAAGUCUGUAUCAGUGACGGAGGGAGAUUCUGUCUCUCUACUCACUGAUGUUACUAAUGUACAGAAAGAUGAUCUGAUAAUGUGGAUGUUUGGACAUAAAGACAUUCCUAUAGCCCAAAUCAACAGAAAUGAUAACAAGAACACAAUAUUUAAUGAUAAUGCUGAUGGGAGAUUCAGAGGCAGACUGCAGCUGGAUCAGACUGGAUCUCUGAGCAUCACAAACACCAGAACCACAGACUCUGGACUUUAUAAAGUCACCAGCAUCAGAACAAAGACCUCACUCAACACAUUCAAUCUUACUGUCUAUGCUCAUCUGCCUGUUCAUGUAAUCAGCAUUUACUGUCCAAAAAAUCCAUCAUCAUUAUCAGGAUCAUCAUCAGGGUCCAAAUGUGCAUUUCUGUGUUCAGUGUUCAAUGUGAGUGAUGUGACUCUCUCCUGGUACAAAGGAAACAGUUUAUUAUCCAGCAUCAGUGUGUCUGAUCUCAGCAGAAGCCUUUCUUUACAUCUGGAGUGUUUGGAUGAUUCCUACAGCUCUGUGGUGAGCAAUUCCAUCAGCAACCAGACUCAACAUCUGGACCUCAGCCAACUCACAUGUUCAGACUGUGGCUGUUUUGGUUCUACUGAAGCUGUGAUCCGAUUGGCUCUCUCGGCUCUGGUGGGCGUGGCUGCUGUUGCUGUGCUGGUUUAUGAAUUCAGAUCCAGAAGUCUUGACAUUACAUCACAGUCCUUUGAGAUGAUGUUGUUCAGCAACUCAUGACUCUCCUAAUGCAGAUGAUACUGCUAUAGCGCCCCCUUCUGACUGAAUAUGGAAACACAAGCAGCUCUUUCAUUGUGAUAUUUUAGUUCAUAUGCUAUCAGUGUGGAAACAUUAAUAAUCACUCUGUUUCUUUGAAUAUUAAAGUAAAUUAAUUAAACAGACAGAGGCAGGGAAAGAGCAGGAAACAAAGUGAUGGUAACACGAGUUUAUUUAAUAAUCUUAUUUGCUCAAUGCUCCGUCUAACUUUAUCUGAGUAGCACAAAUCCAACAAGUGUUAUUACACCAAGACAAACACACACAUGUUGCUAAUUCAAAGAUGACCUCUACAUAUUUAUCCCCCGCCCCCAUAUUAUACUAAAUAUGGAAACAUUUGAUUACACACAUUGAUUAAAAUUCAAGCAAACCUUCGUAAUCGUUAUCACAAAUACAUUUUGAAAAGCUCAAGUGAUGCACCAAGUAACGCAAUGUAAUCUACACUUCUACUGGGAGACAUUAUCAGGACACAUGGAGUGAGCAUUCAUUGUUACACUGAUGAUACUCAGCUUUGUUUCCUCGAGCCCCAUGAAAUCUACCAGUCCUCCAAAUUAAUGGACUGGAAAAACUUUGGGACUAUUCAUUUCCUACUGCCUAAUUCAGAAAAACACACAUUAUUGGACCAAAACACACCAAUGUGAGAUCAAACAGAACACAGUUUGUUUCUUGAUGGAUAAUUGUUCAUUUCCUCAUCAUUGGUUAAGAAACUGUGUAUACUGUCUGAUAGCAAAUCUGUCAUUUGAAAGUCUCAUUUCUAGUACUUAUAGUGUUUAUGUUCAUUUACCUUUAAAAUCUGUACUAAAAUCACUGCACCAUCAUGACUGUUCAGAAUUACUUCAGAUGUGUCAAACAGUAUUGCUAGGUUUGAUAAUACAGCUUUCCAAAUAAUGAAGUUUUGUAAUACUAGCACGGUGGAUAAUUUGAAAAUGUCACAACACGUUCUGCUGCUCUACGGACAAUAAUGCAACACAUGCAGUGGUGUUAAUAUUUGAGUAAAUGUAAUCAGUUACUGUACUUAAGUAUAUUUUUGGUAACUUUGUCAGUAUAUUACCAAGAUUUACACUCUACCUGACUACAUUUUUGAAUACAUAUAUGCAAUGUGAUCUUUACUCCAAUGCAUGUGUGAUGAGUAAUGCAAUUUGUUAUAUUUCACUUUUUCUGCAGCAGUUUAUUUCUGCUACAAAAGAAGUGAUAGCAGGGCAUUGAAGGUACUAUAUUUUGUGCGUUUUGCCCUUACUCACCCAAACUUGUCAACAAGGUUACUUUAUGCAAAUGUAUGGAAGCCUGUUUCCACCACUGAAUAAAACAUGUUUAAAAAGGUAAUUGCGACUUAUCUCAUAAUUCUGACUAUUUCUCACAAUUGUGAGUUUACAUUUCAGAAUUGCAAUUCUGACACUUUUUUCACAAUUGUGAGUUUCUAUCACACAAUUUUGACUUUAUAACUUGAAAUUAUAAGUUUGCAUCACACAAUUCUGACUUUACAACUUAGAAUUUUGCUAUUUAUAUCGUGCUAUUCUUAGAAAAAAAAGGUCAGAACUGCAAGAAAUAGUCAGAAUUGUGAGGGGGGGAAAGUCGCAAUUACCCUUUUUUUAUUCAGUGGUGGAAAUGGACUUCCAUAUGAAUAUAAGUGCAUUAGCAGAUACUUGUGAAUUGCAUGUGUUUCAUAUAUGAGAUGAGGACUUGGCUGCAGCCAAUGACGAGGCCGAAACCAGCACAUCCAGUGCAAGUAGCGUUCGACUAUUUCAUUUUAUUCAACAAUAUUUGAUUAAUCUAUUCUAUUUAAGAUACCUUUUUGAAUAGUGGUUUAUUUAAGCCCAUUUCAAGCACAUGAGCUUACAUGAGACUUGAGUGUUUGUAUAGAUGUUUAAGAGACUAUUGUGUCAACCUUGGCUUAUUUCAAUUUUGAGGUGUUCAGUUUUAUUUUGAUUGUAGAAAAUAAACAUGCAAUUGCUCUCCUCACAAGUCAACUGUUUCGUGUUUUUCUACUGGCAUUUCUCUUGAUUAGGUGUUGAGGACUGCAUGUUUGAGCCUACAUUCAGUACGAGUAAAAUACUUACCUACUGUUAAAAUCAGAUACUCCAAAUCGUAUUGGAAUUGGUGACUUGCAAUGGAGUCAUUUUCAUUCCAAGAUAUAUGCAC
Onychostoma macrolepis is the source of this 3093-nucleotide messenger RNA. RefSeq lists its product as uncharacterized. The transcript has 5 exons. The record is from RefSeq and is a predicted model, not a curated record. NCBI's taxonomy places the organism in Eukaryota, Metazoa, Chordata, Actinopteri, Cypriniformes, Cyprinidae. Bases 91 to 921 code for a protein of 276 amino acids.